UAAAUAAUGAAUAUUAAUUUUAACGGUUCAACAAUGCCUACAAUUAAAUCGUGGUUUAUUAUGAUGUUUACAAUGUUUAUUUGGUUAAUCAUUGUUAGUUUAGCCAAUAGUUAUCCUAAUGUUUGUGAUAUAGUAGUACCAAAUGGUGACUAUAGGGGUGUACGUGUUUAUCGGCACUGGAUAUCCGAUGGGUUUGCCAGUCGGGCCAAAGUGACAUCAAAAUUAAUAAUGUAUACAAAUGGCAGUCAAUGGGAACUUAGUGUAGACAGAGAUGACAUCGGGGAUUGGCAUAUCUCAGUUGAUGAGAGCACCUACAGGUCGUACGAUAAGCAUAUUGCUAAUAGGUUUGGCGGAAUCAGCUUUGAAUGGUUUGAUAAUAACCGGCGAUACCAUCCCGAGGCUUACUAUUGUGAGGUGUCAUAUGUGCAUAGAAAACAUGCCAACAAAAGCGUGUCCAUGAAGACAGACUGUUGGACGCCAAAGCACAGAGAUAGGGGAAUGUUUACCGAUGAUGAUGUCCAUCAAUACAAUCCCGAAAAUAUCAUAUUUAGUCCGACAGUAGUGACAGCCAAACGCGAUAAUCGUUAUCAUAUAAUCUAUGAUAAGCUGAACAAAACGGCUGAGAUAUUGCACGUCAACCUACACUAUCAAUUGCCUCCUAUGGCCGAGGACUGGCUGCUUGUAUACGACUAUCGGGAAUGUGAUAAUAGCAGCAAUGAUAGCCACGAAAGUGAUGAGAUAUGUUGUCAUUAUGAUAAAUGCCGAAGACCUCGAUUCGUGGAUCUGAUUUCCGACCAAUUGGUCGACAGCUUAGACGAUAUCGUUGACUACGAACCGGAUGGCAGUUAUUAUAUCUUGUGGUUUACAAUCAAUGGCCAACCCAUGUAUUGUCUUACACGAGAAGGACAGCCACUAUCGGAUCAGUGCAAAUCUAGUGAAACGUUGAGACCAUUUCUGGAUCACUGUUUCACAAACAACACUAACAUCACGUCUAACUUUAUCAGAGCUCAGGUGUUAUCGAAAGCUGAAUGA
Molecule: messenger RNA, 1032 nt
Organism: Oppia nitens
Lineage: Eukaryota; Metazoa; Arthropoda; Arachnida; Sarcoptiformes; Oppiidae
Exons: 4
Coding region: 7-1032 (341 amino acids)
Source: RefSeq, a predicted model, not a curated record